AAAUUAAAAUUUGCAUAAUAUUGUACAAUAUAAUAUUAAACUCAAAAAUAUUUUAUGGUAAAUAGUAUAUCUAACCCUAUUCUCAUGAGCUAGUUUCUCCAGACUCCUGACCCUAAAAUUCUAGUGCUCGAUAGGCUCAAACAGCCAGCGAAUAAUGAAAAGCAAUGUGUCCGAAUCCGGACAGGCUGCCCCGAUUUCGGCUCACAGGUCUUACUCCUCCGGGUCUCCAGGCAGCCAUUAAUUCGGUUCGAACUCCUAUUCUGCCUUUCUACGAGCACUGUUGUGCUCUUUGGUGCCCCCAAGCAAGCAAGAAGGGUCGUGUUUGGUCUUUUGGCCAGCUCGCCUUGCUUGAAUACCAGAGUCGAAAAUUUUGAGAGUUAUUGUAAGCACGUCCUCGAUCGCGCGCUGAUCUGUGGCCGAUUUCCCGGUAGGAAAACCUUUUGCUCAAAUUAGCUGGAAAACUAAUCUAUGGGCUGAUAUUUAUCUCGCUGCGUUCCCAAUGUGCUAGGGCUCCGGAGAGAGGUAUCUCAAAUGUCAUAUUUAGUAUGCAUUGUAAUGGGCUAUUGUUGAGGGCAGAAGUAUUUGUGGUUUUAUAUGAUUAGAUCAUUUAAAAUAUUAUUCCACUGUUGAAAUCGAGAUAUGCAGAAAGAUAAAAUAUGGAAUAGGGGUUUAUGAACGCUUACUUUCACAUGGAACAAUAAGGAGUAAAGGCUCAGCCGAUUUCGAAAAUAUGGACUCAAAUUUAACACCAUUGAUGGUCACUUGUCAGUACGGACAUGAACGAAUUGUAGAGCUUCUGUUAAAGCACAAGGCGGAUGUGAGGACGAGGACUGAGUUGGGAUGGAAUUGUCUGCACUAUGCUGGAAGAUGGGGUCAUUUUGAGGUGUCGAGAUUGAUAAUCAAAGCGUGCGCAGAAAUGAUUAAUGAUCGUACAGAGAACGGCAAUCUGGGUGGGGGUAGAACAACAUUGAUGGUGGCUUGUGAGGAUGGACAUGAGGAUGUUGUAAAGCUUCUGCUGGAACACAAGGCUGAUGUGAUGAUUUUCAGUCACUCUGGAUUGAACUGUUUACACUAUGCUGCAGGAAAUGGUCAUUUUGAGGUGUCAAAGUUGAUAAUUGAAGAAUUUCCACAACUCAGAGACAGUACUACCGCCAAGGGCCAACAGUAUAGUUCCGGCAUAACAGCAUUGAUGCUGGCGAGUGAAUCUGGACAUCAUGAUGUCGUAAAGUUGUUGUUAGAACACAAAGCCAGUGUGAUGAUGACCAGCGAAGCAGGAUGGAAUUGUUUACACUAUGCCGCAGGAAAUGGUCAUUUUGAGGUGUCAAAGUUGAUAAUUGAAGAAUUUCCACAAUUCAGAGACAGUACUACCGCCAAGGGCCAACAGUAUAGUUCCGGCAUAACAGCAUUGAUGCCGGCGAGUGAAUCUGGACAUCAUGAUGUCGUAAAGUUGCUGUUAGAACACAAAGCCAGUGUGAUGAUGACCAGCGAAGCAGGAUGGAAUUGUUUACACUAUGCCGCAGGAAAUGGUCAUUUUGAGGUGUCGAGAUUGAUAAUCAAAGCGUGUGCAGGAAUGAUUAAUGAUCGUAAUCCGCGUGUGGUCAUAACAACAUUGAUGUUGGCUUGUGAGAAAGGACAUGAGGAUGUUGUAAAGCUUCUGCUGGAACACAAGGCUGAUGUGAUGAUUUUCAGUGACUCUGGAUUGAACUGUUUACACUAUGCCGCAAGUUUGGGUCAUUUUGAGGUGUCAACGUUGAUACUUGAAGCUUGUCCAGAAAUCAUAAAUUAUGGAACAAUAAGGAGUAAAGGCUCAGCCGAUUUAGAAAUUAUGGACUCAAAUUUAACACCAUUGAUAUCGGGUCAUUUUGAGGUGUCAAAGUUGAUACUUGAAGCUUGUCCAGAAAUCAUAAAUUAUGGAACGAUAAGGAGUAAAGGCUCAGCCGAUGUAGAACAUAUGGACUCAAAUUUAACACCAUUGAUGUUGGCUUGUCAGUACGGACAUGACAGAAUUGUAGAGCUUUGGUUAAAACACAAGGCGGAUGUGAGGAUGAGGACUGAGUUGGGAUGGAAUUGUCUGCACCAUGCUGGAAGAUGGGGUCAUUUUGAGGUGUCGAGAUUGAUAAUCAAAGCGUGCGCAGAAAUGAUUAAUGAUCGUACAGAGAACGGCAAUCUGGGUGGGGGUAGAACAACAUUGAUGUGGGCUUGCCAGAAUGGACAUGAGGAUGUCGUAAAGUUGUUGUUAGAACACAAAGCCAGUGUGAUGAUGACCAGCGAAGAAGGAUGGAACUGUUUACACUAUGCUGCAAUAAACGGCCACCACGAGGUUUCAAGUUUGAUAAUUGAAUCUUGUCGCAAUGUAAUUGAUUCUGCAAUCCGAGGUAAAGAAAGUCUAUCCUCCAUGUUGGGGUUGACAUCUUUGAUGCUGGCGAGUAUAUUAGGACAUCAUGAUGUCGUAAAGUUGUUGUUAGAACACAAAGCCAGUGUGAUGAUGACCAGCGAAGAAGGAUGGAAUUGUUUACACUAUGCCGCAAGAUCGGGUCAUUUUGAGGUGUCAAAGUUGAUACAUGAAGCUUGUCCAGAAAUCAUAAAGUAUGGAACAAUAAGGAGUAAAGGCUCAGCCGAUUUAGAAUAUAUGGACUCAAAUUUAACACCAUUGAUGUUGGCUUGUCGGGACGGACAUGAACGAAUUGUAGAGCUUUUGGUAAAACACAAGGCGGAUGUGAGGAUGAGGACUGAGUUGGGAUGGAAUUGUCUGCACUAUGCAGGAAGAUGUGGUCAUUUUGAGGUGUCGAGAUUGAUAAUCAAAGCGUGCGCAGAAAUGAUUAAUGAUCGUACAGAGAAUGGCAAUCUGGGUGGGGGUAGAUCAACAUUGAUGGUGGCUUGUGAGAAUGGAUAUGAGGAUGUUGUAAAGCUUCUGCUGGAACACAAGGCUGAUGUGAUGAUUUUCAGUGACUAUGGAUGGAACUGUUUCCACUAUGCUGCAGGAAAUGGUCAUUUUGAGGUGUCAAAGUUGAUACUUGAAGCUUGUCCAGAGAUCAAAAACAGAGGGACUCUGGGUGGUGAUAUUAUUAAUAGUAGAAGUAGCAGUAGUAGUACUCCUCAAAGAUCAACUCCUGUUGUGAAUGUCAAGAAUAAAACUGGACUUAUGCUGGCAUGUGAGAACGGACAUGAGCAAGUUGUAAGGCUUUUAUUAGCUCAUAAGGCCGAUGUGAUGGUAUACAGCGAAACUGGAUGGAAUUGUUUGCACUAUGCUGCGGAAAGUGGUCAUUCUGAGGUGUCAAGUUUGUCAAUUGAAGAAUUUCCACAGCUCAGAGACAGUACUACCAGAUGUGCCGCCAAAUGUACACCAUAUUGCAGAUUUUCCGGCAGAACAGCAUUGAUGCUGGCGAGUGAAUCUGGACAUCAUGAUGUCGUAAAGUUGUUGUUCGAACACAAAGCCAGUGUGAUGAUGACCAGCGAAGAAGGAUGGAACUGUUUACACUAUGCUGCAAUGAGCGGCCACCAUGAGGUUUCAAGUUUGAUAAUUGAAUCUUGUCGCAAUGUAAUUGAUUCUGCAAUCCGAGGUAAAGAAAGUCUAUCCUCCCAGCUUACAUCUUUAAUGAUAGCGAGUUAUUUUGGACAUCAUGAUGACGUAAAGUUUUUAGAACACAGAGCCACAUAUGAACGUCUAUCCUCCAUGUCGGGGUUGACAUCUUUGAUGCAUGCGAGUUAUUUUGGACAUCAUGAUGUAGUAAAGUUGUUGUUUGAACACAAAGCCAGUGUGAUGUUGACCAGCGAAGCAGGAUGGAAUUGUUUACACUAUGCUGCAAGAUCGGGUCAUUUUGAGGUGUCAAAAUUGAUACUUGAAGCUUGUCCAGAAAUCAUAAAUUAUGGAACAAUAAGGAGUAAAGGCUCAGCCGAUUUAGAAAAUAUGGACUCAACUUUAACACCAUUGAUGGUCGCUUGUCAGGACGGACAUGAAAGAAUUGAAGAGCUUUUGUUAAAACACAAGGCGGAUGUGAGGAUGAGGACUGAGUUGGGAUGGAAUUGUCUGCACUAUGCUGGAAGAUGGGGUCAUUUUGAGGUGUCGAGAUUGAUAAUCAAAGCGUGCGCAGAAAUGAUAAAUGAUCGUACAGAGAACGGCAAUCUGGGUGAGGUCAGAAUAACAUUGAUGUUGGCUUGUGAGAAUGGACAUGACGAUGUUGUAAAGCUUCUGCUGGAACACAAGGCUGAUGUGAUGAUUUUCAGUGACUCUGGAUUGAAUUGUUUACACUAUGCUGCAGGAAAUGGUCAUUUUGAGGUGUCAAAGUUGAUACUUGAAGCUUGUCCAGAAAUCAUAAACAGAGGGACUCUGGGUGGUGAUAUUAUUUAUAGUAGAAGUAGCAGUAUUAGUAUUCCUCAAAGAUCAACUCCUGUUGUGAAUGUCAACAAUAAAACUGGACUUAUGCUGGCAUGUCAGUCCGGACAUGAGCAAGUUGUAAGGCUUUUAUUAGCUCAUAAGGCCGAUGUGAUGGUAUACUGCGAAAAUGGACGGAACUGUUUGCACUAUGCUGCAGAAAGGGGUCAUUCUGAGGUGUCAAGUUUGUUAAUUCAAGAAUUUCCACAACUCAGAGACAGUACUACCAGAGACGUAAUGCUUCGUAGUGAAGAAGGAUGUGAUGUUUUGCUAUAUGCUGCAAGAUCAGAUGAUUUAAAAGUGUUGGAGUUGAUUAUUGAAGCGGUUGUAAAAUCUGUUGUCGACGCGAAUUCGCCAUGGUGGCAAAGGACAUUAAUAUGGGCAUCAGAAAUAGGUCACCUGAGUGUUGUAGGCAUGCUGCUGAAAUACAAGAUAGAUGUGACGCUCCAAAAUGGAGAUGGGCACAACUGUCUUCAUCUCGCUGCCAAAAAUGGUCAUUUUGAGUUCUUGGAGGCGAUUCUUGCGAAGGAUACUGAAGGUUUCGUGAAUAGUACAACAAGCGCGGGUGAAACAUCAUUAAUGUUAGCAGCUCAGAAAGGAGACGUGGAAGUUGCAAAGAUUUGGCUAAAAUACAAGGCAAGUGUGCUCGAGUGCGAUGAAAAUGGUUGGAAUUGUCUACACUUUGCUGCGUCGAAGGGUAACGCAAAGGUGAUGCUCGAGAUUCUCAACCAUCCUGAUCUGGAGAAGCUAGUAGAUAGUAAAACAAAAGCAGGCCGCACUGCCUUGAUACUUGCUGCUGAGAAUGGAUAUGCAGAUGUUGUUAAGCUUCUUAUACAUAAGAACUGUAAUGAACUCCUUUGCGAUGAUGAAGGAUUCAGUUGCUUGCAUGUGGCUGCAAAGCAUGGUCAUCGUGAGGUCCUGAGUCACCUUCUUUCGGAAGAAGGUGACGAAGAUUACUGGGAUAGGGAAUGCUUGUGGGUAGGAGACAUAGAGAGUAAGAUUCGUAGGUUGGAUCCAAACAGUGUCCUUCUUACGUCCAAACGUCUGAAACUUAUGGAGGUAAGAAGCUGCUUCGAGCAGCUCACAGCCCUCCACAUGGCUGGCAUUAGCCACCGUACUGCGAUAGUUUCGUUUUUGGAGAGAACGUAUUUCACUUUAGCUCUUAGGUCUAGACGUUUCCUGCUGGGUCCUGUGACCACGUUCAUUUGUUACGAAGCCCAAUCAUUAUAUAUUUUCAACCUGAUAGUUGACAAUUUCUUUUAUGGGAGCGCUUUCUCUGCUACAAUAGUUCGUUGUCAAUUACUUCAUUCCAAUGGGUUACUUCAGAUCAACCCACGUUAGAACAGUUCAAAAUCGGCCUCUGAUAACUCUAAGUACUGUGAAUUCUAGGUUACAACGAAGAUGAAUUUGACACUGAUGACGAUACUCUGAUAUAUAUAUAUAUAUAUACCGGUGGGGUUAGAGAACUAUAUCGCAAUACAAAUACUUUUG
This is a messenger RNA of Marchantia polymorpha subsp. ruderalis, 5863 nucleotides long. The record is from the annotation of a GenBank genome assembly. Lineage: Eukaryota; Viridiplantae; Streptophyta; Marchantiopsida; Marchantiales; Marchantiaceae.